UUUUGAUCCAAUAAUUUGACUAAUCCGGUUUAGAAAUAAGAAAAUAUCUCAUUCCCUACCCAACCCGAACAGACCAGACCCGGAACCACUUCAAUCGAAGAAUAGAAGAAGAAAGGGAAUUCAGCAAAUUCGUUUUAAUCGUCAUCAGCGAUUCGUUCCACUCGUUUAUGUUUGGUUUCCAUGUAUUAAUAAUCGAAUUUGCUGUAUUGUGAAGUUUUGCUUACAUGGCGGAUAACAAAAGUGUGUAAUUAUUCAUCUGGAAGUUCCGAAGCCAUGGAUACUUCAAUAGUUGCUGCAACUGAAACUAAUCAAGCUUCAGAUAUGGAUAAUGACGUGAAGAAGAGGUGUUGGGAGCAGAGGGAAGGACUGCCAGAUGAGCCAAAAUGUAUUGUAUGUGGUCGUUAUGGUGAAUAUAUAUGCGAUGAAACUGAUGAUGACAUUUGUAGUCUUGAAUGUAAAUCGAUUCUUUUAUCUCGGAUACAAAAAUCUCGAAAACCAUCCCCAUGCACUCCUCCAGUAAAAUUUCCAGGUACUGAUGAGUGUUACUAUGUGAAGGAUGGUAGCAAUAAUUCUGAUUUGAAAUCUCUGGACCUUGAUAAAUCAGAGUUGUUGAGGAGAAAACUCAACAUUUCCGUGAAGGGUGACAUUGUUCCACCUCCUGUCACAUCGUUUUCUUCAUGCAAUGUUCCUCAAAAGCUUCUUGAUAACUUAGAAGUUGCAGGGUAUGAAAUUCCAACUCCUGUUCAAAUGCAAGCUAUCCCAGCUGCUUUAUCCGGUCAAAGCUUGCUGGUAUCUGCCGAGACUGGUUCCGGGAAAACAGGAUCGUUUCUAAUUCCUAUCAUUGCGAAUUGUGUGAAAAUGAAUCUAGCUUGUCAUGAGAGGAAGCAGAAACCAUACAGUGUGGUUCUUGCGCCCACAAGAGAGCUCUGUGUACAGAUAGAAGAUCAAGCUAAGGUGUUGGGAAAGGGCAUGCCUUUCAAGACUGCAUUGAUUGUAGGUGGUGAUGCAAUGGCCCAGCAGUUCUAUCGUAUUGGAAAAGGAGUUUCAUUGAUUAUUGGUACUCCUGGUAGGUUAAUUGAUCUUCUGAUUAAGCAUCAUGAGAUUGAAUUAGACAGUGUUUCUAUUUUUGUUCUUGACGAAGUAGACUGUAUGCUGCAAAGAGGAUUCCGUGAGCAAGUAUUGCAGAUAUUUAGGGCACUGUCUCAACCUCAGCUACUGAUGUAUUCUGCUACCAUUUCGAGAGAGGUGGAGAAAAUGGGAAACUCCAUGGCAAAGCAUUUGACUUUUUUGUCAGUCGGGCAGCUGAACAAGCCUAAUGGAGCCGUGAAGCAGCUUGCCAUUUGGGUGGAGUCAAAACAAAAGAAGCAAAAGCUUUUUGAUGUUUUAACGAGCAAGCGGCAUUUUAAGCCACCAGUUUUAGUAUUUGUUGGUUCUAGACUAGGGGCAGAUCUCCUUUCGGAGGCAAUAACAAUAUGUACAGGACUGAAAUCUCUUUCCAUUCAUGGUGAGAAAUCAAUGAAGGAGAGGAGGGAGAUUCUAGGGUCGUUUUUGGCAGGUGACGUGCCUGUUUUGGUUGCCACUGGGGUGUUGGGUAGAGGAGUUGAUCUGCUGAGUGUAAAACAAGUGAUAGUGUUUGACAUGGCAAAUUCCAUUAAGGAGUAUGUGCAUCAGAUCGGAAGAGCGUCUAGAAUGGGAGAGGAAGGUGAAUCAAUCGUAUUCGUUAAUGAGGAGAAUAAGAAACUCUUUCCAGAUUUGGUUGAUAUCCUCAAAUCGUCUGGAGCCUCCAUUCCGACUGAGCUGUCUAGUUCGAAGUUCACAAUUGGCUCUUUCUCUGGUGGCAGGCAUCAUCAGAAGAAAAGGAAGAGAUUCAAUUGAAGUAAGCUGUGUGUGUUCAUUGUAUUAUCUCAUCGUUAUAAGCAUUUUCUGGGAUCUGAACGGAGGACCCAAUGAUCCAUAAAGACAGCACCUUUUUAGUUAUGGUUGCUGAAGUGUCUUGCUGAUGAUGAAAGUUAUCCCUAAUGGGAGGUCCUGUGUUAUAUUAUCUGAUGGGGGUUCCGAGAUCAAGUACUGAAGCUCCUCGCUCAGAAAUCAGUGAGAUACUAGGAAGGUAGAGGCGCCAGGAUGAAGAUGAAUUUGAAGAUCAAGGCUGUUUCCUAUCACCCACCUUGAUGACAAGGUGGUUGUCUAAGGGGGAGAUAUGAUAGGAACCCAUUAGUAUAAUAAUACUAAUAAUAAUAGAAGUAUAUUAAAUAAUUGUGAUAGUGUAUUAAAUGCUCCUGAGCCAGGUAUUAGUUAGUUUUGGGCUGGCCCAUAAGUAAGUAUAAAUAGAAGGGAGGGAGAAAUAAGAAGGGAGGCAGAUUUUAGAAUUGGGAAAUUGGGAUCUGGGAGAGUUGAGGCCUCACCUGUAUCGUCUUCUUUCUUUCUGCUGUUUUACAAUCAGUUUACUGUUAUAAAAUUAGAAUAAAAUUAGAGUUCCUAUCAACUGCCGACUGACAGAUAAUGAGAAGCACUGAAGCAGGAAUCAGGACACAAUGAGAGGUAGGGGAUGGUGCCUAGUCAGCUCAACAUAGAGAGCAUUAGAUAACUAUUGGUAGAUCUAAAUUCGUUGUGACUUGUGAAUAUAAACGUCGCCACAGUAUUAUAGAAUAUAGAUUAUGUUCUCCUUUACUUGUUUAUUCCAAAACACUUCUUCAUUCAAAAAAAAACUCCUUCUGUCCUUCCUAUUAAAA
Cuscuta europaea is the source of this 2729-nucleotide messenger RNA. NCBI's taxonomy places the organism in Eukaryota, Viridiplantae, Streptophyta, Magnoliopsida, Solanales, Convolvulaceae. The record is from the annotation of a GenBank genome assembly.